Lepisosteus oculatus (spotted gar) is the source of this 809-nucleotide messenger RNA. The record is from RefSeq and is a predicted model, not a curated record. NCBI's taxonomy places the organism in Eukaryota, Metazoa, Chordata, Actinopteri, Semionotiformes, Lepisosteidae.
AUGUCGCUUACUCCUUUCGCUCCCCCACUCUCAGAGAGCGCCUCAGCCUCCCACUGGCUGGUCUACAGCUCCACAGCAGUGUCGGAGGCGGGGCUCCUUUCCCAGCUCCUGAUCUCCAGGGUGCUGGACCAGCAGACGGUCUCUCACUGGGACAGCGCCUCCCGGAGAGAGACUCGCACCCGCCACUGGCCCAGUGGAGCUGCCGGCCUCAGAGACAUCAACUACGAGCACGAGGAGACAGAGAACAGGGAGAGGCUGCAGGGAAUCCUGAGGAAGAGGAGCAACAUGGGGAAAGUCUCUCCUCAGGUGUUUGUCUCUUCCAAGCGUCGGGAAGACACACAGAACUGUUCUCUGUCCUGUCUGGUCACUGGCUUCAGUCCUGGAGUCAUAGAGGUCAGUCUGUCCAGGGCUGGAGAGACCGAGGGAGACGAGGUGUGGUCCAGUGGGCUCAGACCCAACGGAGACGCCACCCAUCAGCUGAGGAAGAGUGUGGAGAUCAGAAAGAGUGAGAUCGAGUUAUACAACUGUACUGUCUCUCAUCACAGCUCCAACUACAGCGUCACACUGAGCUGGGGACUCUGCAGUGCUGGAGAUGGGACGUCCCAGUGGCACAAGAUAGCACUGGCCUCUGGGAUCACUGUCCUGGCUGCGUGCCUGCUGUCCAUGAUAGGAUACAGUCUGAACAAGCGGACACAGCAGCUGUGACGGGGAUGUCCACUGUCUCUCCGGGACUCCCCCUGAACACAGGGGAUCGAAACGGGGGUUUGAUCAGCUGGCUGCCCCCCUGCUGUCUAGCAACCCCCUGACCA